CUUGCAGAAGGUCAAGAGACUCACAGACCAGACUCAAGAGGAUUCAAGGAAGAGAAUAUGGACAAGACAGUUCCACAGCUUCUCCGAGAAGCUGCCCAAGCACUAGAACGAAGUGCAAAUGCUGCCCCUUCAGAUUCAGAGAGGCCAUCGUCCAGCUUAAGAAUGACGCCCCCGGAUCGAAGUGGUGGGACACGGGCAGAAGUUUUACGAUUGUUUGCACCAUACUCAAUUUCACGGGGCCGUAUGCCUAAACGUCCCAACACUGCUGGACCUUCAGCAAAAAAAUCUAAAAGUGUGUCCUACACCCAUCGUUUUUUUUGCCUAUCCAAAAGAAAGGAAUGUGAGGUCCCAAGUCCCUCAGUGAAAAACAAACUAGAGAGGUCAGGGAUAGGAGAAAAGAGGAUAACCUUUCCAGACAAAUACUGCACUCCACAGGAAUUUUCAGACCAUCUUUUUCAGCAUUUCCCCAUCCUGAAAGAGUGUGGCGGUUUCCAGCUCUUGCGAUCCAGAGGAUCAACACGUUCAAAAAUAUUAGAGACCAUACCCUGUCCAGACGAUGGCUAUUGCCCUGAGUACCUCUUAAGUGAGUCAGUCAUGAUUGGGCAGGCUGUCAUAUAUAUCAGGCCACUCCAGAAAGAUAUAGAUGUGCAGAAUCUUGAGAGUGACCAGCCUGUAUCCACUGGACCACUGACAGAAUGCUUGUACUGCAAUAAGAAGUAUAGCCUGUCAGAAAUACAAGACCAUGUUGAUGUUUGUGAAAAGUUACAUGAGUCAGGCAAAGUGAUAUCAGAUAACACUGGCAGUACAAGACAGGAAGAAAUGUCAGCAACCAUGUCAGAGGAUUAUGCUGAAAGGGAGGAAAGGGCCUCAACAUCACUCACUACUUUUUUCUCAGCCACUACCAGCCCAUCAGCAGAGCCUGCCACUGAAGAGUGGAAAAUUGAGCCUGAUCUUGAAACAGCUGCCCGGCUGUUUCGAAGACAUAUCUUAAAGAAUGCUGAGGACAAACCAGACCUAGUUGUUACACUAGAUCUACACAGCUGUGAAAAGGAUCGAGAACGGGAAAUGUUAACUUUUUAUAAACGUCCAAAUAUUGAUUGGACAAGUCCGUUUACUGUAAAACUGAAAGGAGAUGCUGCAUUAGGGGAUGGAGUAACACGGCAUUUUUUCACAUUGGUAAUGGAUAAGCUCCACAAUGGAUUUGAACUGGACAUUGAUAACUGUGGCAAAACACUUUUAUUCAACGGAGAAGAUGAUCACAAGGUCCCUUCGACAUCUAGACCACUUUUGGAUGGUGACCUGUUCAGAGUUGUGGGAAGAAUGAUUGGACAUUCAUUUAUUAAUGGAGGUCCACUCUACUCAGGACUAAGUGCAGCUUUCUUCCCCCUUUUAAGUGGCAGUAAGGAUGAUACUCCAAUUCUGGAGUUGAAGGACUGUCCUGAUACAGAUGUGAUUGAAGUUGUGUCCCUUCUGGAAAGCCAGAAUGAACUAAAUCCGAACGAAAUGGACAGUAUCAACAAUCUGGCCAUCAGUUGGGACCUGCCAGCAGUCAGCAACAUCAACAGAAGAUGGUUGGCAGAAACCAUUCUCUACCAUGGGGUUAUUGGUCGACGUGAAAAACAGAUCGCACAGCUGCGGAGAGGACUCAAAGACACUGGUGUUUUGAGAAUGAUAAAAGAACAAACCAGUUUAGCUGCAGUACUGUUUCCCAGAUCUUCUGCACUAGUACUGGAACCAGAGAUGAUACUUAAGAGGGUCAUCUGGCCAGAACCUGACAGUGAUGAAGAUGAAGCCCAAUUCAACCUGGAGCAAUCUUGUGACGUUACAGCCUUCUUGCGUGAAUAUAUUCAAACAGGAUCACCUGCUGAACUGUCCGAGUUGAUGAAGUUUUGGACUGGCUGGACGGUUCUGCCUCAACAUCUGUAUGUUGAAGUGUCACCUGACCUUACACUGCCAGUGGCUUCAACCUGCCUCACAACACUAAAACUUCCAUUAACAUGCAGAACCUUUCUUGCAUUUACACAAGCCAUGAGAGCAGCAGUUUCAUCCACAAGGUUUGGCUUUGGCCUUGUCUGAGUUGUUACAUUUAAAGUUGGUCAUGAACAGAUAAAUGCAUGUUUGGGAAAAAAAUGAAUGACGUGUUUGUCGUCUUCAGCAUUUUUAUUGUUGUUUUAUAAAUGCAUGUUCUUGAAAGGAACUUUCCCAGUUUUGCAAUGUUCAAAAUUCUUGUGAGUUAAAUGAAGUUUACAUAAGAACAAGUUAUCAGAAAGCCUUGCUGUAAUUCAGGCAUUUCAUACACAAUGUUACAAUAAACUCACCAAAAGAAAGUCA
Carassius auratus (goldfish) is the source of this 2331-nucleotide messenger RNA. RefSeq lists its product as uncharacterized. Gene Ontology annotation, molecular function: ubiquitin-protein transferase activity. Bases 58 to 2076 code for a protein of 672 amino acids. The transcript has 12 exons. The record is from RefSeq and is a predicted model, not a curated record. NCBI's taxonomy places the organism in Eukaryota, Metazoa, Chordata, Actinopteri, Cypriniformes, Cyprinidae.